UAUGAUUUUACAUUGUUUAUUAUUGGAAAACAGGCGUGAACUUGAGCAAUAUUGGAAAAUGUGCAAUUAAAACAUGUCUUAUUCCAAAAUACCUCCUUACAUCCUGCAGGAACUGCCAGACAUCACUGAAACAGUGAACUAUCCCAUAAAAAACAUACAACGCAUUAAGUACACCUGUUUUGAUGUGUCAAGAUCAUUGAUAGCAUUUGGAGCUACUAGUGGCGGGAUCUAUGUGUUCAAUAGGUGGCCAUGUGAAUUUGUGCAACUUAUCCCCAGCAAGGAUGGCCCCAUCACACGCCUGGCAAUUUCAUCAGACGAAAAGCAUGUAGGGUUUGCAAAUGGCAAAGGUAUUCUCACUGUGACAGAGUGCGACCAAUCCCAAAGCAAUGGCUACUCAUCAACAUCAUCAAAAGAACAUCAGGGGAAUGAAGUAACAGCAAUGGUGUGGACCAGAAAUAUGCUUUUUGCAGGGGAUGAUGUUGGCAAAGUAUCAGUUCUGCAAUUGCAAAGUUUCAUUGCUAAAACCAUGUUCCAGAUUUCAUCUCAAAUAAUAAUGAGCUUAGACUCCCGAAUAUGCCAGCUUGACUCAAGAGACUGCAUGUUACUUGUAUCUACACUUACAAGAUGUUAUAUAUGUAACACUGCUCAGGAACAAUAUAGACAAAUUGGUCAAAAGCUCAGAGAUGGAGAAUUUGGAGCUUGCUUUGCAAAUGUUCAAAAGCCUCUCACAAAUGGUACAAUUGAAAAUAAGGAAGAGAAUUUUACUGAAGUUAAAAAAUAUAAUAUAGUUGAUGAUGAUGCAAGGUUUGUUGUUGGAGAGGAAUUUUCUAAUACUGUCAUAUUCAGUGCGCGUCCUUCAUCCCGCUUAUGGGAAGCUACGGUCGAUGGUAUGGUCCAAAGAACUCAUCAAUUCAAACAGGUUUUGGCCAAACAUCCCAUGAAAGUUGUCACUGUAGAAUCAUACGAGAAAGAAAUGUAUAGUAUAGAAGAUUUCUUAGAUGGUAGAGGGCAAUCUGUUAACUUUACGAAAAUAUACAGCUUCAAUGAUAACAUAUUCGCAUACAAUAAAAAUGCGAUAUAUUUCUUAAAUUUUCAAACCGUCGAUGACACAGUGUGGUUUGAUGCGUACAAAGAUAUUGUUGAAUGCAAGUUAUACAAUAAUAUGUUAUAUGUUUGGCUGGCUAAUGGAUCUCUCAUAAGUUUAAAGUUUUCAAAGUUAGAUAAGUUUCUGGUAAAAUGCUAUUUUGACGAAAAAUUUACGUUGUGUGCUGCAUUGUGCACUAUUUUCAAGGACUAUUUGCUCUCGCAUAACUUAUCUCCGAAAUUAAGCGUAUUAGUUGGCUUACGGGAUAAGUUAGAUAACAAUGGUGUAUUAAAAAGUGUCGAAGGUGUUCUAGAAAAAUUUGACAGUAUGAAAUCUAGUGAUGCGACUCAAAUGAAGUCUGGAAUUUACGUUGUAGACAACACAUAUCACACUCAAUCUUUAUUAGAUGAAAAUGUUCAGUCAAAACAUGCUGAAGAAAACAUAUUUGGCCCUCUGUCGCCGGAAGCCAUGCAAGCUUUAAAAGGAUUAAGCAUAACAGUAUCUGAUAAACUGAAUACGAGUAAAAAAAUAUUAAAAGAGAAAUGGGAAGACUUGAAACAUCUCAGUAUUGAAAAACAAGAUAUGACUCAGAUUAGAACACUGCAAGACAGCGAUAAGGUUCCUAAAUGGAUUUCUCGCGACGAAUAUACACUUGAAGACGCGCCAGCCGUUUUAGACAAUGAUAUUGUUUUUAGAGAAACUAGUCAAGAUAUUGUAGAAGUUGAUAAUAAUCUUGUAGAGCAAAAUAAAAUAUGCAAAAUGCUAUAUCAAUAUUCUAGGUUAAGUCUUGUGAAUAAGGAGUCAGAGUUGUCGAAUUUAAACUCUACAAUCGAGAGCUACGCCUGUGAUAUUAGCCAGAUUUAUGAUGUAAUGUUGUUAUUAGAAAAGUAUUGUGUUUCUAUAGGUGCUACAGAUGAAUCUAAGUUUGUGCCGAAUAAUAUCUUCCUCACUUACUUGAGCAAUUCUGAGAACAAAUAUGUUUUGAUAGACCUAAUAAUAAAAGAUGAAGUAUUGUAUAAAUAUUUCGUGGACUCGUGCAUAGCUGUGAACAUAAAAACUCAGAAACAUUCGAAUAUUGGUUGUGAAUGCGGUUUCCCACUUCCGUACGUUCGAACGAGUCAAAUGCCAGUUUUUUCAGAUUUAAUAGACGAGUUCAUUGAACAGCAGUGGUCAAGUCAGACGAAAGAACAGUGCUACGAAGUUUGCAGACGAAUGCCGUAUUUGUGGAGGAAAAUUUUGUACUUACGAAGAAACGAAGACUUAAUAAAUAUACUUAGGAUACUUUUACAGAUGCUAGAUGAGAGUCUCUUGCACUCAUUCUUGCCUCAAUUCACGUUGGAUACGUGGGAACGGGCAAUACAGCUUUAUGCCACAUUGUAUGCCAAUAUAUGCCUAAAUUGUAAUAAAAAGUUUGAACACAUCUCUGUGAGAGAUAUGCUGAGUUGGGACCAAUUGGGUUUGAUGAUUAUAAAGUCUAUUGGUGGUAGGAAUGCUGUUAAAGUGAUGCAAAAGCACGCAAAUUUGAUAGACUUUGGUGCGUUGACAGUUAAAUUUUAUUAUACGUGUUUGUUAGUGGCUCUGUACGAGAAAUACGACUGCACGAUUACUAUUCCUUUGGCUGACACAAUAUACAGUUCUUACGAUUUUGAAGAUUCCAGGAAUGAGAUACACAAACUCUUACAAAGUACAUCGAGAGGAGUCUUAAAAAACACUGCACUGCCGCUAACUGUAGCAGCGACGUCGCCAUUUUGGGGGCUCAAGGACGUGUAUAAUAAACUAUCCCAAGAUCCACAAGAGAAUCUUUCGAAUGACAUUUCUAUGGCGAUGACAAUAAAUAAUUUAACGGAUUGCGCGCUGUGCGGGCUGCCAUUACAAAACAUAGUUUUAAUCAAAGAUGGCGGAUUAUGGGUUUUUAGGUGUGGUCACACUUUUCACGGCGCGUGUCUGAAUUUGAACCAAAUAAAACUGUGUCCUUCUUGCUCUAUUAAGUGAUUCUGUCUAAACAAUAUUAUUGUGUUAUAUGAUAAAAUUUGUAUUUUUAUAAUAUUGCAACCAUUGUAUUGGAACUCAAAAGUGACUAAAAACGUUUUAUCGUAAUUGUAUUUGAUAUUUUUGAUUGAUUCUAAUAUAAAUAUAUAUAUAACGCGGAUGAGGCUUCGGAAAUUUCCGUCGAAUUUCGCCGGACUAUUUUCUUAACGUCAUAAGUUCUAAACUCGUUUACGUGACAUAGAUUGGCAGCUUUAAGACCAUCAACUGUAAUACUCUCUAUUUAAACACUAGUUCAAUUAAAUUAUGUUCGUAUUAGUGUAUUAUGAAAAAAGUGUGGUAAACAUUAUUCAUUUUAAAUUACUAAUAAUAAAUAGACAAGACUACAGCACCAAUCACAGUAUUUAUAAACAAAUAUUAUUCUUGUACGAAAGUAAUAUGAAAAGUGAAGUCCAGUAUUUUUACGAAAGGCUGGGUUAAAUUGUUUUUUCGGCUACUUUGUUUCGGUCAAAUAAGCAUCUUUUUAAACUAUAGCGAUAAUUAUUUUGUCAGAGGAGACAAGUUAUUCAAUAUACCUAAUUCUUUUAUCUGUAUAUUUUCGACAUUAUUAUUGUUAAGUAUACUAAUAAAAAAUAAUUGCCAUAAACUAAAUGAUCAUUUCGAAAUAAGUUCGGUAUAUUUCACCAAAAAUUCCCAUUUGCUUGUACCGAAAAAAUGUAAUCUGUGUAAGCCACUUUCUUAUAUUAUUAAGACUGGAUAGACUGUUGUCAUUCUUUUUUGUCUUCAAUUGAUUGACACCAUCGUUCAGUUCUGUUCUGAAGUUCUGAAGCUUUAAACAGAGAGUGUCUAAAGAACUAAAGUUUUAAUGAAGUACUAAAAUCUACUAUACUCAAUAUUAUUUCUAGAGACACUCGAAUUAGGCAUGCAACAUUUGUAAGCGAACAUUGUUAAUAAUCUAGUUUAGUGGUGUAAUCUGCCUAUGUUAUGAUAAAAUAGACAACAUAGCGCAAUGAAUUUUGGUGCGUUCGCAAAACUCACUCAAUGGCAAAAAUUCUUAUAAAUUAUCUAUAUAUAAGGAAUUUCUUUUAUUCGUUUUUUUAAGUGAAUUUAAUUCUUGCCCGUUUGUAUACAAUUUUUACUUUUUAUUCUAUAAAUUUAAUUAAUGUAUUAUCCACUAAAUAUAUAUAUAUAUUUAACUCUAGGUAGUAAAAUAUUUGCUACAGGUUCGUGCAUUUUAACAAGUAUUUCUAUAAAACUAAGCCUCAAAACGGCGCACCUUUAAUAAGCUUGGAUGAAAUUUGCACGCACGUAAAGUGUUAAUACUUCUUUAGUUUCACAUUUUUAUUACGUAUUCAAAUAAAGAACUGAGUAGUUGAUAUCGAUAACAAUAAACGAUAUCGAAUACGUAUACAAUACGUACCUACAAUACAAUACAAUAAUACUAUAGACUCCCCCGCAAUCAAUUCCUAUAUUAAAAGUACCAGCCGAGUCAAUCUUACCCAAAGCAAUGCCUUGAAUUUCGGUUACUGAAAAAACGUGGUGCUUAUAUCCUCUUUGCUAAACUGUGUUCGUUAUGCCACUAUUGCAGACGAAUUUAACGUAGUAUUGGUAUCCUCUCUGGACACGCAGCGCCACUUUUGUUUAAUUAAAAAAAAAUACUCAUUUGAUUUUUUUUAACGCGCCAAAAGAAGUAAAACUUUCAAAAAUAAAAAAAAACGCACGGAAUUCCACUAUUAUCUAUUAUUCCUGUGUCUAUAAUAUCAACUGCCAGGUAUAAAAGAGAUUUACCCAAUCAAAAUCAUUAGUAAACACGUUGUUUUUAAUCAUCUGCUAAACUAGCAAACUUUUAAAAUCAGUUUUAUAACAAUGUUAUUUGAUGUCAAAUAACAAAACGCGUCUUUAACAACGCGUCUUUAACAACGCGUCUUUAACAACGCGUCUUUAAUUAUGUUCAAAAUUACAUAUUAAGAGGAAAACAAAUCCAAUUUUAGGGUUUCUAUUCUAUGUAUUAUAUGUCGCCCAUAUAUUUCCUUCUGCAAAAUUUUAAACGCAUAUGAGGUUGGAUAGUUUUGCCAACGAUAUAUACCAUGGUGCGAUGAGAAAACGUUCUUAGACCAUAUAGUUCGAAAGCUUAGUUUAUUCUAGUCUUAUUUACUAGUAAUAUUUACAUUUAUAUAAUCUGGUGUUAUCUUUUUGUAUUAAAUCUCAGUGUAAACCACUUUGUAUUGCCGUAGUUUUAAUACUAUAUUGCUAUUAUUUGUUAAAUACUAUAGAGUUAAGUAGCUAUUUCGUAUAAAUAAAUGUUCAUGUAUUCAAUAGAGGCCUAAUCUACAAGAAACAUAUACAAAUAAUGUCGUACAAACGUGUCUUUAAGACGAAAGAUAAAACUGUUUAAUGCAUUGUACUAGGACCUAUAAUGGUUUGUUGGUUAGAUAAGUUUUAUUUUUUCAAUAGAGAACCUGGUUUAAGACUUGUAGACGUGGGGUGACGUAGUCAUAACAAUGAAAAUAACAAAAUCUAGAAAUAUAUUAUUUUUUGCAGGGAAAGAAACCUUAUUAUCAUUCUAAACCCAACUAAGUACCAAGUGUAAAUUCUAAGUUGUGCUCAGACAGCUAGAUUUGAUGCUGUUUUUAAAUAUAAAGACAGACAGAUAAAUAUGACAUGAAUAUAAGCUAAGUUUAACUAUAGAACCCUUAAACAAUUAAAUAUGUUCAACAGAAAUGCAAAAAGUCCAAUACAUUUUUAAUUCGUUUUUAUACAAUAGUACGUAACGUAAAUCGGAUAGGUAUUGGGAAAUUAUUAUUUUUCUUUGGAAUUAUGGAACAUGCUUGUAAAAAUUUUGUUUUGAAAUAUAAAUCUCGGUUUGCCAGAAAAUCCUUAGUACUUUACUAAUCUUAUACACGAAUUUGAAGAAAUCGCUUUCACGCUAUGUGUGUGACUAUUUAGUAAUAAUUUAUUUCAUAAAAAAAAUAAUAGAUCGUGUAAUUUCUGUAUGGUAACAUUGCUCUGUGCAAACCAAACCGCUGCGAGCGUGCAAAUCGUAGUUCGCUCGCUGUUGCCAGUGUUACAUUACAGAGUAGGAACAAGUAGAGUAUCUAUGUAAAAUGUUGAAUAUUUCAUAUUUAGCAAUCUUUCGAGUUAAACAAAAAGUCGUAGAACAAAAGUUGUUAGUUUUAAUGUAAACAACUACAGACCGAGAGCUUUCUGGCAUUUUUUAUGUAACCCUGUAUAUGAUACUUAGGGACAAAAAAAAAAUUUACCGGAUGCAUAUUUUAAUAAAGGGUAAUAAAUUUUAAUACUGUAGGUAAAUGCAGGCUCUAUGCGGCGUCAAUGUACUUAUAUGUAAGAGAUUAUGUUACUAUUUUUAAAUGGUCUAAUCUCAAGUAAUUAUGAAUGCAAAAGUGUUCUUGUUAGUAUGUAUGUCCUUCAUUUACUUUCUUUUUAUCUCGCUACUUUAGCCUUUGACUUAAUAAAUAAUAAUAAAUAUACUACGACAAUACACACACCGCCAUCUAGUCCCAAAGUAAGCGUAGCUUGUGUU
This is a messenger RNA of Pararge aegeria (speckled wood butterfly), 6611 nucleotides long. It is a transcript of the gene pink, whose product is annotated as Hermansky-Pudlak syndrome 5 protein homolog. Gene Ontology annotation, cellular component: cytoplasm. The transcript has 5 exons. The coding region runs from base 74 to 3076 and encodes 1000 amino acids. Gene Ontology annotation, biological process: developmental pigmentation. Lineage: Eukaryota; Metazoa; Arthropoda; Insecta; Lepidoptera; Nymphalidae. The record is from RefSeq and is a predicted model, not a curated record. Gene Ontology annotation, molecular function: protein binding.